AUGGUGACUAAGGCUGUCCACCUGGAACUGGUCGAAGAUAUGACCACUGCGGCCUUCAUAGGAGCCCUGAAAAGGUUCAUCUCCCGAAGGGGGAAGGUGGUAAACAUGUACUCGGACAACGGGCUGAACUUUCGAGGUGCAGAUAACGAGAUGCAGGAUCUAUUUCAAAGUCCGGAUCUGCAGCACGCCGCCGCUGAGGAGCGCUUGAACUGGCAUUUCAUACCGCCAAGGGCCCCCCACUUCGGCGGAUUGUGGGAAGCUGCCGUUUGGUUGAUGAAACAGCAUUUGACGAAGACUAUAGAAGAUGCAUCCCUUACGGUGGUAGAAAUAAUGACGGUAUUGGCCCAGGUUGAAGCAAUUCUUAAUUCGAGGCCAUUAACGCCGUUGUCGGACGAUCCCCUGGACUUGAGCGCAUUGACACCUGCUCAUUUCCUGAUAGGGGAUUCUUUCACCUCAUACCCAGAGCCUGAUAUUCUAGACGUACCCAUGAACAGGCUUUCUCGGUGGCAACACGUGGAGCGGUUGAAGCAGCACUUUUGGUCGAGAUGGUCCAAGGAGUAUCUAGCCGUUUGUCAGGGAAGAACAAAGUGGAAGUCCGAAACCCACUCCAACCUAGAAGUAGGCCAGCUGGUUAUGCUGAAGGAAGAUGAGUCCAUGCCGUUGAAAUGGGUGCUGGCGAGAAUUGAUGGCGUUCAUCACGGUUCAGAUGGCGUAAUACGAAUCUUAACUGUCCGUAUUAGCAAAGGCAUUUAUAAAAGACCGAUUGUAAAGAUUUGUCCACUCCCUGUCGAAGAGCCCGAAGCUCAGAAAAACGAACGUGCUCCACAUUAG
Temnothorax curvispinosus is the source of this 831-nucleotide messenger RNA. RefSeq lists its product as uncharacterized. The coding region runs from base 1 to 831 and encodes 276 amino acids. The transcript has a single exon. The record is from RefSeq and is a predicted model, not a curated record. Gene Ontology annotation, molecular function: nucleic acid binding. Gene Ontology annotation, biological process: DNA integration. Lineage: Eukaryota; Metazoa; Arthropoda; Insecta; Hymenoptera; Formicidae.